Messenger RNA from Rasamsonia emersonii CBS 393.64, 5019 nucleotides. RefSeq names its product Adenosinetriphosphatase. Gene Ontology annotation, cellular component: nucleus. The transcript has 3 exons. Gene Ontology annotation, molecular function: ATP hydrolysis activity; ATP binding; histone binding. Lineage: Eukaryota; Fungi; Ascomycota; Eurotiomycetes; Eurotiales; Trichocomaceae. The record is from RefSeq and is a predicted model, not a curated record. Gene Ontology annotation, biological process: positive regulation of transcription by RNA polymerase II. The coding region runs from base 1 to 5019 and encodes 1672 amino acids.
AUGGCGCGGUCAGCCAGCAAACGCACGAUAGAGGAGAUUGCCAAUAAAUCCGACUCCGAUGACAUUGAUUACAGCGACCAUCCUGUGCGCUCGUCUCGGAAUUCGGCGACAAGAUCCAAGAAGAAAAAGAAGAAGACGAAGCCCGUGAAGAAGAGAAGGCGUCGAGAUUCCGACGAUGAUUUGGAUUCUGACGACAUCUUGAGUGAGGUUGAUGAACUGUCGUUGCCAGAAUCAGAAGAGGAGGAUGAAAAUGUGGAGAAGAAUGCGAGAGGAAUUGCGCUGAGGAAAGCUGUCCGGAACCGGCCGGUUUACAAGGAAGAAGAUUCUAGCGAAGAGGACAAUGAGGUAGAGGAACACGAGGCGGAAGAAGAUGACCGGGAGAAGGCGAAGCCCCCAACCCGGAGCAAAGCGAGCAAUGUGAUUACUCUGAAGAUCAGCAAAUUGAAGCGUCAAGCUCCUGAUGUCCCACAACAACCUACCCGGCGCAUCACUCGGCAUACCCGUGAUCGAUCUGAGGAUAUGUACGCGCUUACGAAUUCUGGACGUCAUGUGGAAACCGUUGAGCGAGGCACGCGCAGCCCAGAACCACAGUUACAUCGACUGCGACGCGGCUCUAAAACUGUCCACGCGAAGAGUACAAUUGAAGAAGAAGAAGAUAGCUCCGCCCAAGCCAAGCCAGACGAGGAGGGACAACAGGAAGACGAUGUUGCAGAAGUCAAGGGCUCUCAAGUGGAGAUACUAGAAAGCGAUCCUCAAGGGGAUUUCGAGGAGGGCCUGCCCGCCGCUGAGAAAACAGACGGGAACAAUGCCGAGGUCGAGAUGGAAGAUGACGGUGUUGUCCCAGAGUCCGAGCACGGUGAGGCGAAGGGGGAAGAAGAAGAUGACGAUGAUGAAGGCCCAACUACGAGGAGAAGGAAUCGACCUGGUCGGCAAGCGCCCGCUGAGGAAGCAGAGCAGCAAGAGGAAGUUUCACGAACCCCUCGUUCCACUCGCAAAAGACCCGCGAGAUCCUCUCAGCGCAAGCAACAAGACGAAAGUGACUUUGAGCCGACCGAAGAUGAGACGGACGAUGAUGACUUCUCUGAUUCGGUGCGGUCGAAUGUGUCACCUCGUAAGGGAGAGGCCGGUGAUGAUGAUGACGAGAGCAGUCACGGGAGACGUCCCGGUCUCCGUAAGAGGAAAUCCCAAUCGCGUGGACGUGGAGAUUCCGAGGCGGCCGUGGACAUCGCCGAAGAAUUGGCCGAGGAGCUUGAAGAUUUGAAAGGCGAUCGACCUCGACGCCGAGCACAACCGGAGAUUAUCUAUGAAAACAAGCCUCGCCGUAGCCGGAAGGACGUCGAUUACCGCCUUAUUCGUCCCGAUCUUGCGCUCCCAAUCGAGGAAGCAGAGAACGAGCCCGCCGAAUCUCCUUCACGCCGUGGUCGAGGCGGCGGAGGUGGCGGUUACCAGCGAACGUUGUUCUCGACUUUGGGGCCGUUCGGCGGGGCUGGAACAGCAGCUGUUUUGGGUCCGCCUGGUGGCGUGCCCGGGGCGACUGCCGGUGUGGACAGCGACAGCAGCGAUGAUGAGACUAUGCAAAGAGGCCCUGUUGGUGCUGGAAUGCCUUCGACUCAGGGUCCCGGAGGACCGAGCUUGGUGACCCCGGCCCAGACUCACGGCGCUGAUGCUGCUGCCCAAGGUCUUUCGGGAACUCCGGCAAAUUUUGGCAAAAUCAAAGAUAAACAAGCUCUAGCUGAUUCUGACCCCCUUGGAAUCGACCCUAAUGUCAAUUUUGACAGUGUUGGUGGAUUGCAAGGACACAUUGACCAACUGAAAGAGAUGGUUUCCCUUCCACUACUGUACCCGGAGAUCUUCCAAAAGUUCCACAUCGUUCCCCCCAGAGGAGUUCUCUUCCAUGGACCUCCGGGAACAGGUAAGACGUUGAUGGCUCGUGCUUUGGCAAACAGCGUGAGCUCGGAAGGUCGCAAGGUCACCUUCUACAUGAGAAAGGGCGCCGACGCGCUGAGCAAGUGGGUCGGGGAGGCUGAGAGACAACUUCGUCUGCUUUUUGAAGAGGCUCGUAGGACGCAACCGAGUAUUAUCUUUUUCGAUGAGAUCGAUGGACUCGCGCCUGUGAGAUCGAGCAAACAAGAGCAAAUCCACGCCUCUAUUGUGUCGACUCUGUUGGCUCUCAUGGAUGGUAUGGAUGGACGAGGCCAAGUGGUUGUAAUUGGUGCAACAAAUCGGCCAGACUCCAUUGAUCCUGCCCUUCGUCGACCUGGCCGUUUUGACCGUGAAUUCUACUUUCCCCUUCCGAACAAGGAGGGUCGACGUGCCAUCUUGGACAUCCACACUCGAGGCUGGGAUCCACCACUCCCUGACCACGUCAAGGAUGAGCUAGCAGAGUUGACGAAGGGCUAUGGAGGUGCAGAUUUGCGCGCUCUCUGCACCGAGGCUGCCCUCAACGCGGUGCAACGGCGGUAUCCCCAAAUCUACCAGUCUAGUCAAAAGUUGCUGAUCGACCCGAAGACGAUCGAAGUCACGCCGAAAGACUUCAUGAUGUCGCUUAAAAAGAUGGUGCCUUCCUCGGAGAGAUCGACAUCUUCUGGAGCGUCACCGUUGCCGAAAACAGUGGAACCGUUGCUACGUCACCCUCUCACCGAGAUAAAGAAGAUCCUCUCUGAUAUUCUACCACUGCGGAAGCAACUAACCGCGUUGGAGGAGGCUCAGUUUGAAGAGCCAGAGGGCGGCGGUAGCUUCAGAAGGGAACAGAUGCAGCAAGAGUUCGAUACAUCACGAGUAUUCCGACCUCGACUGCUCAUCCGAGGGUUGCAAGGCAUGGGUCAACAGUACCUAGCUGCGGCUGUUUUGCACCAUUUUGAAGGGCUUCAUGUACAGUCCUUCGAUCUCGCAACGCUCCUAAGUGAUUCUACGAGGUCUCCGGAAGCCGCCGUUGUCCAGCUUUUCGCUGAGGUCAAGCGGCAUAAGCCGAGCGUUAUCUAUAUCCCCAAUGUCCAAACUUGGUACAAUACCGUUGGGCAGACCGUGAUCUCGACGUUCCUUGGUCUGCUUCGUUCCAUUCCGCCGACGGAGCCAGUCUUGCUUCUUGGUGUUCUCGAAGAAGAUGAUGAAGAGGUUGAUGCAGGAAUGUUGAAAUCGCUCUUCGGUUAUUCCAAGAAGAACCUUUACGUUCUGACGCCUCCGGACCACUCGGCGCGUUAUGAGUUUUUUGGGAAAUUAAUUGAAUACGUCAAGACAUCACCAGCCGAUUUCCCUGACCCGGACAACCGCAAGAGAAGAAAGCUGGAGCCGUUAGAGGUCGCACCGCCUCCGCCGCCGAAACCUCCGACGCCGCCAACCAAGGAGCAAUUGAAAGCUCAAAAGAAGAAAGACCGCCAGACGCUGAAUCUCCUGAAGAUCAGGAUCCAACCUAUCAUGGAUCAGAUCAAGAAGUACAAAAGGUUCAGAACCGGUGUGAUUGACGAAUCCCAGAUUCGCUAUCUGUUUGAGGAGGACGAUCCUCAAAUUGUAACGAGCGAUCUGCCGGUAGAGCAGAGGACGACCUUCCGUCCUUUCGAGAAGGAUUACGACAAGCAUGGAGUCCCUGGUUUGCGGGAAGUUGUGUCUGGAAAAUUCUACUACAAUUUAGAGAUCGUGACCAUUGAGAAGCGUCUUUCCAAUGGAUACUACAAGCGACCGAAAGACUUCCUUGCCGACAUCAAACGGUUGGCCAAAGAUGCCCGCCAGCUUGGAGAUCAGGAACGAAUUUUACGAGCAAAUGAACUGUUGUCAAACGUUGAAGUCGAUAUUGCCACUAUCGAGCAAACCGAUCCUGCCUUGGUUGCUGAAUGCGAGAAUGUCUACCAGCGAGAACUUGAGCGAGAAAGGCUCGCAAUGGAGAAAGCGAAGAAGGCAGCAGAAGGCGAUAACUCUAUGGCACCACCGCCUUCCAACGUGCCACAUGGAAAUACGGAAUCCAGCGUCUCUUCGGGUCCUGUCGUCUUGGGCCAGCCCCUUUCCAACGGUCCGUCAAACCAGGCUGCGCGGCCCACCACUCCAUCGCGCCCAUCCAGCGUUAGUUUCAUGACCAACGGAUAUCACGGUCCUGGUGGCGGUUCCGAUCUCAACGAGGGCGGGGUUCAUGUCCCAACUAGCAAUGACUCACACCCUUCUCGAGGAGAUGGAGAUGGCGAUACAUACAUGACCAAUUCGGAUGAUGUGGACUACAGGGGGCGGGAGACAGCGAACAGUUCAUUUGGUCCGUCCGCUCAGCCUAAGCCGCCGCUUUCUCAUACUGCCCCUUCCCAACAGAUCCGGAGAGAAUCAGGCCUCUCCAGUUUGUCUCAAAAGGGGCCCAUGACUCCGAUGGCACCUGGAUCUCAACCGGGCGACUAUGCGAACGAUGCUUCCACCACGCAGACCACCUCCGACAAGAAGACGUCGGACCAAUCCACUGGACCCCAGCUUUACACACAGAGUCCAGCGGCUGGCAGUGGCCCGCGGACCGAAUAUCCAGAUCUUACCUCGUAUCCUGACCGCAUAUCUCAGGAGGAACAUCUUCCGGACACCCAGCAAGAUUUGACCUAUUCCCAAGGAAGCGUUCCGAAUGGAAGCCAGUCGCAGCAAAAGUCACAUUUCCAGCAUGCAUCGCAACAGCCUCCAGUGCCACGUUUCGGGGAUCCUAGCAGACAACAGUCGCACCAGUACUCCAAUAUCCAGUCACUCCUUAAUAACGAAGAAGCAGCUCCAAAGCUUGUCAUUGAUAAUCGAUAUGUGGAACAGCUUCACCAGCAGUUAACGCAACAGACAAGCGGCUGUUCGGUGGAACAGUUGGAGCAGAUUAAUAGCCAAUUGAUGGAUUGCCUGUGGAAGAUGCGAGGAGAGUGGGAUAGGACCAAGGUCGCAAGUGCUAUCAAGGAUACAUUCAAUGAGGUGUUGGAAGAUAUGCUGAACAACCAGGAGAUUGCGUCCAUGAGCCAGAAGACCAAGGAGCAGCUGGGCCCCCGGCAGUUGGGCACAUCACGGCUCCAAAUGCAGUAG